AUGUGGGACAUUAAAAAUUUAUUCUAAAUUAAAAUGCUCUCGAUUCUUAAAGAACAUUCAAAAAAAAUUUCAACUUUAAAAUUCAUAAAUGAUAAUUUAGCUUUUGGUUCAGGUAGCUUGGAUAAUAUUAUUUGUCUGAAAUUUACUAAAUUUAUAAUUAAUAGUUAAAUUGACAACUCAUUUAGAUCAAGUUUUAGAUCUUGCAUUUUCAUCUGAUGGAUAGCAAAUGGCAACUUCCAGUUUAGAUAAAAGAAUUAUUUUUUGGAGUAGGACUAACUUGGAUAAACCAAAAAUUUAAAUGAUAUUAUAACAGCAACUUGGAGCUCAAAAGAUUAUUUAUUGUCCAAAUAAAUAGAUCUUGGUAUCAUUAUAUGGCUAAACUUCUAAUGAGAUAAAAUUUUGGAAUUCUGCUGAAUUUAAUUUGAUUUCAAGUUAUGCGAUUGAAGCAUCAUAUAGAGAUAAUGAUAUCCUUUAGCUAGGAUAGAAUUCUUAGAAUAUGGAAAAUAAAUCAAUAAUGCUUGGAUAUUGAUAAAUAAAUCAAGAUUGAUGAAGGAGGACGACUUUAUAAAGUGUAUUAUCAGAAUAGUUAAAAUAUUAUUGCUCAUAUUGGAUUUAAUGUUUAUCAACUGGAAAUAUAAUUGAAUAAUCCUUAAAAAAAAAAGUUUUCCCUUUUCGGUGGAUGCCUAUUGUAUUUCAGUAUCUUAAAAUAAUAAAAUUAUCGCUAUCGCCAAUAGAGUUUUUAAUAGAAUAGAGAUUAUAGUUAUUGAAAAUUUCAAUAAUAACACUAAUAUUCAUUUUGAAGAGAAAAAUUAUAUCAAAGACUUUUUAUUUUCCCCUGAUUCCUCACUCUUAGCUAUUGCAACAAAUAAGGGAGCAUUCAUCUAAAAUAUUAUAACAAGUUAAAUAUUGUAGAAUUUUUAAGUGAGUAAAUGUUUUUUAUUGAUUUGUUUUCUUGGGAAAGAUUAAUUAGCAAUUGUUCUAAGUGGAUAACUAGUAUUAUAUGAUAUAAAAGAUCUUUAAUAAACAAAACUAUUAUCAGUUAUUACCUGAUCUUACUUUGAAAAUGAUUUUUUUAGAAAAAAUUAUAAAUUUGUAUAUUUAGUUAAAAUUGCAUAGCUUUGGUAAACAUGCUAAAAUAAUAGUAAAUUGAAUUAUUAAUAUUUGAUAAUAGAGAAAUAUCAAGAGAUGUAAUUUUUGAUUCAGAAAAAAUUUAUAGGAAUGGGAAUAGGAUAAGAUAUUUAAUUUAUAUCACUUGAAAAUACUAUUCCAGUUGAAAAAAUAUUCUAUUUAAUAGAAUAGAAUUAUCAUGUUGGCUAUUAUUAUUAAAAUUUUUCAUCAGAUAGCAAUAUUUUGUCAAUUUUAACAGCCAAUUUGAUAUAUUUUCAAUUAGAAAUUUGUUCUAAUAAGAUUUUAAAAUAAAUAAAUUUUAAUAAGUUUAAUUCAAAAUUCUGUGCAUUAAAUUAAUAAGAAACCAUGAAAUUCUAAGUAAAAACAAAUAUCAAUAAUUUGAUUUAGUGGAACAAAAAUUACUAUUAAUUGAAUUUGAAACUUAAAAAGUAAUAUCUUGUUUUGAAGAGGUACUUGAUUAAAAAUUCUAGUGUAUAGAUUGCAUUUUUUGUUAAGAUAAAUUAAAUUUUGUUACAAGUGAUUUAGAUUUAAGAAUUAAAUUAUGGGAUACUAAAUCUUGUAAAUUGCUCUCUUACUUUAAAACAGAUCCUGAAAGAAUAGAUAUGCUUACAAUUUCAAGUAGAGCAAUAUUAGCUUAAACUAGUUAUAAUAUCAUAAAGUUAUGGGAUUUAAAAACCUUAAAACAGUAAUAAUUUGAAAUAGAUGGUCAUUCUUAUUCUGUUAAUAAAGUAUGUAUUUCCUCAGAUGGUUUCCAAAUGGUAACAGGAUCAUCUGUUGAAAUAAUUAGAUGGGAUUUGGUGA
Messenger RNA from Paramecium primaurelia, 1929 nucleotides. NCBI's taxonomy places the organism in Eukaryota, Ciliophora, Oligohymenophorea, Peniculida, Parameciidae. The record is from the annotation of a GenBank genome assembly.